Molecule: messenger RNA, 2481 nt
Organism: Anolis sagrei ordinatus
Lineage: Eukaryota; Metazoa; Chordata; Lepidosauria; Squamata; Anolidae
Gene: HDGFL2
Product: HDGF like 2
Molecular function (GO): histone H3K27me3 reader activity; histone H3K9me2/3 reader activity
Source: RefSeq, a predicted model, not a curated record
GGCGGCCACGCCCCCUCUUGGGUUGCCUGGCGAAGAAGCCUACUCGAGGCCCGCUCGAGGCCUUCUCGGCAGUGGGAGGGGAACCGCCAAGAUGCCGCACGGCUUCAAAGCCGGCGACCUCGUCUUCGCCAAGAUGAAGGGAUACCCGCACUGGCCGGCCCGGAUUGACGAUAUUGUUGAUGGCGCGGUGAAGCCCCCGCCCAACAAAUACCCAAUAUUCUUCUUUGGGACACACGAGACGGCGUUCCUGGGCCCCAAGGACCUCUUCCCUUAUGACAAGUACAAGGACAAAUAUGGGAAGCCCAACAAGCGGAAAGGCUUCAACGAAGGGCUCUGGGAGAUCCAGAACAACCCUCAUGCCAGUUACAGUGCACCUCCGCCAGUGAGCUCCUCUGAUAGUGAAGUUGAGGUCGAAGCUAUUGCUCAACUCGGAGGAGGAGGAGGUGGAGGAAGUGAUGGCGUUGAGGAGGAAGAGGAGGAGGCUGCCCCAGCGGCGGCAGCAGCAGCGGUCAGCGUGGUGGAUGUGACCCCGGAGAAAGUGGACAGCGAUGAGGAGUCUGACAAAGGCAGCGACCACAGUGGUGCAAAGCGGAAACCAUUAGCCAUGAAAAUGCCAGCAGCAAAACGACCCCGGAAAUCAUCCAGUGACAUGGACCAGGGCAGCCCCUCUGCUUCGGAAGAGGAGAACUCAGAAAGCUCUUCGGAGUCAGAAAAAUACAGUGAUCAGGACUUCACUCCAGAGAAAAAAACUCCACCGCGAGCUCAACGGCGGGCCCCAGCCGGCAGAUGGAAGAAAAAGAAAAUCGAAUCUGGCUCUGACUCAGACACCAAGGCAGAUUCCGAAGAAGAGGAGGAAGAGGAGGACAAGAGACGCAAUGCCCGGGCUCCCAGCCCCAAGUCGGACUCAGAUUCCCAUUCAGACGAGUCAGUGAAGAAGCCCUCACGGGGACGCAAGCCAGCUGCGGAGAAGCCGCCCCCGAAGCCCCGUGGGAGGAAACCAAAGGUAGAGCGGCUUCCCAGCAGCUCCAGCAGUGACAGUGACAGCGAUGUGGACCGGAUCAGUGAGUGGAAGCGGCGCGACGAGGAGCGCCGUCGGGAGUUGGAGGAGAAGCGGAAGCGGGAGCAGGAGGAGGAGCUGCGCCGGUUGCGGGAGCAGGAGCGGGAGGAGAAGGAGCGGCGGAAGGAAAAAGCCGAGAAAGGAGAGGCUGAGCGCUCGGGCAGCGAGGCCAGCAGUGUGGAGGCCGAAGCCCCCCGCAAGGCUAAGAGGGGCCGGCCGGCCAAGGUGCCUCCUCCCCCCUCCUCCUCCGAUUCAGAAGCAGAGAAAGAGGUGAAAAAGCCUCCGAAGAAACAUCCCCCGUCCGAAGCCUCCAGGAAACAAAGUCAGAAGGAGAAGAAGGGCCAAGGAGAGGAGAAGCCGCGGAACAGAGCUGUGAAAGCGGAACGAGGCAGGAAAAAACCGGAGCCAAUCCCAGAAAGGAGAGUGGAGAAGAAGAAAGAACCGACAAUCGAGGAGAAGCUCCAGAAGCUGCACAGCGAGAUCAAGUUUGCCCUCAAAGUCGAUAACCCAGACAUCAAGCGUUGCCUGAGCGCAUUAGAAGAACUGGGCAGUUUGCAGGUCACCUCUCAGAUCCUCCAGAAGCACACGGACGUCGUGGCCACAUUGAAGAAGAUCCGGCGUUACAAAGCCAACAAAGAUGUGAUGGAGAAGGCGGCCGAGGUGUACACCUGCCUGAAGUCCCGGGUCCUCGGCCCCAAGGCGGGCGCCACCCCGAAAGCCGGCCGGCUGGAGCCGGAGAAGGAGAUAGGAGAAGGAGAUAAAGUCCAGGAGAAGCCGCCUGAAGGAGAGCGGCCGGACGAGAGGGGAGACGAGGCAGACGCUGACCUCCCAGCCCCCGUGAAUGGUGAAUCGGCGGCCCAGAAAACAGAGAGCAAAGUGGAGAACCAGGACCGAGGCGACAACUGGACUUCCGGAGAUGCCAAGUCUCCUGAAAACACCCACAACGAAGUGCGGGACUAUCCCAAGACGGAAGGGGCAGAACGGGAGCGGAUCCCGGAAGCCGAGUCGGACUCCGCAGACGAGGACGACGAGAGCUGAGGCUCGGCGGGACAAAAGCAAGAGGAAGGUGGCAAUGACAGUGACGGUGGCACCCGGAUCGAAGCUUUCUCAAGCCACACAGUAGAUGACAUUCUAGGUCACAUGCCCCUCCAUCCUUGCUCUCUCUCUCUUUUUCUCUCAUUCCCUCCUUUCCCUGCCAUCCGUCCCUCCUUCCUUCCUUUUCCCAGUUCUCGCUUCCUGGAGCGACCCGUUGUUGGUUUGUAUUGGUCCCGUUUCUUCUUUUCUUUCUUUUCUUCCCUCCCGUCUUCCUCCUCCCCUCUUGCCUUCUCUCCCCAUUGUGAUUUCAGACAGACAUGAAAUGAAUAUAUAAAGGGUUGGUUUUUGUUUUUUUAAUGAAAAAAAGACUUUUGUUUUUUGUUGGCUUU